GAUCAAGGGUUACUGUGAUCAAGGGUACCUUAAUAUUAUGAUCCGCGCCCUGAGUGAAUUUAUAUAACGAUAAAGGAUUUUAUCAGGACGUGUUUUAAAAACCUCAUUACAUAGACAGAUUCUCAGGGUCAUAUAAGGAUGGCCACAGAGGAAGACCUAGAGGCGUUCCAAAAGGAGGGUCACGUGGCUUUCGUUGUGGGUUAUACGGGGGAGACAGGGAAGGAAUUGGUAAAGGCCUUGUCUCUGACCAAACCCUUCGCCCGUGUCGUGCUGAUUGGGAGGAGGAAAACCAACGUCACAGAAAACCUCGGGCCAGAAUUCGAAGAAAAAAUAGUUGACUUUGAGCGCUUGGACGACUACAAGGAAGCAUUCACAGGAUGUGACGUAGGAUUCAACUGUCUUGGAACAACUCGAGCCAAGAGUGGAGGAAAGGAAGGUUUCAUCCGAGUUGACCAUGAUUAUGUUAUGAAUUCGGCAGAACUUGCGAAGAACAGUGGCUGCAAGCGCUUUCUCCAUGUUUCAUCACAGGGCAGCAACAAAAACAGCUGUUUGCUGUAUCCUCAGACAAAGGGAAGGGUAGAAGAAGAACUCCAGGAAUUACAAUUCGACCAUUUAUCAAUAUUCCGCCCUGGGUUGUUGCUGUGUGAUCGCCAGGAGCGACGUGUCGGGGAGAGGAUAGCCAUGUGUCUCCUCUCGCCUUGUAUCUGCUGCUGUGGCAAGUAUUCCGCCGUGUCAACGGAAACUCUGGCGGCGGCCAUGAUAAGACGCGCUUGUCAGCCCAACGGCAAGGUGGAAAUCAUCGAUAAUCCCACAAUCCAUUACAUUGCUUCAUAGCGACGUGUGGGUGAUAGUCGAAUCAUGAACACAAUACGUGCAGAGAGAGAGAGAGAGAGAGAGAGAGAGAGAGAGAGAGAGAGAGAGAGAGAGAGAGAGAGAGAGAGAGAGAGAGAGAGAGAGCUAUUAACAAAAUUAAUCUUAAUUGUUUUUGUUAUUUUAUUUGUAAACCAUAAUAAAUUAAAUCCAUUGUUUCUUAUAUUACUUUGUUCAAGUUAUCACUCAUUAAAAAUGCAAUAUCAA
Molecule: messenger RNA, 1077 nt
Organism: Magallana angulata
Lineage: Eukaryota; Metazoa; Mollusca; Bivalvia; Ostreida; Ostreidae
Product: oxidoreductase HTATIP2-like
Exons: 6
Coding region: 139-834 (231 amino acids)
Biological process (GO): import into nucleus
Cellular component (GO): cytoplasm
Source: RefSeq, a predicted model, not a curated record